GUUAAUGUUCCAUUUCAAAUACUGUGCAUGAGGAGGAGCAACGUGGAUUUUACAGAACGGCAUCAUACAUGAGUGCUUAGUUUUUAAUCUUCGUUCAAUCCACUUGUGACAUUAAAAACAUCAAAUUAUACGCUGGGACUCUUCAGGAAAUGUAUGGAUCAUGUUUCUUCAAUAUCAUGUUACUUUCUGCAAAGCUUGAAGAAAAGCGUUUUUUGCUCCAUAACCGCUCAAGUUAUCUUAGCUUUUUUACGUAUUAGCGCUGAGCAAGAAGAACCUUCAUUGUAGUCCUUGGAAGAAUGGCCAGAUUAGACAAAAGAAACAGACGUGUUACGGCAUGCAAUAACAUCAAUGAAGGUUUUCAUGAACAAGAUGCUGGAUGUAGUCAAGAACGAUCACAUCAACAAGUUUUAUAUAAUGUGCAAAAUGGUACAAGCAUUUCCACGGAAAUGGAAAGAGAAGAAAGUCGAACACAGCAAGAUAGAGCCCGUAAUGACUACAGAUAUAAUCAAUCGAACUUUACAAGAUCAAAAAAUUGUAAUGUUUGCCUUAUAUUUAUGGCUGCGAUAGCAUUAUUGACACCAACAGUUCUAUCAUCCUAUAUAUUAUGGCAAAACCAUAAGGUUCUUAAAUCAUUAUGCACAAACAAUGAUAAAGUUCCAAGCACUGUCAAGACAAGCGACGACGAAAAAGGAAGGUUAGAACGCCUCUCAGGAGAAAUAAAGAAUCUUCGUUUACUAUAUGAGGAUCUAACAAACAUUGAAGGACAUACACGCAACGAUACAAAAGAAUAUACAAUAAAAAAGAAUUGUACAAAAUCUCGAAAUAAAGCAAAAGAUCGGCCAAGUAGGGGAAAAGCAUCAAACACACGGUUGUAUCUGAAGGUGAAGAAAGAGAUUAAAAAUUGCUUGAACAACAUAAAAGAUAUCAAUUUAAAGAUAAAUAAACUCAAAGUGUCUGCAAAAUGUGUAUUCCACACAAAAAACAGUAGCGACGUUCAACAAGAAAAUGGUGGCACGUAUGUACAGAUUGUGGACAUAAAGACAAAGAAUAACGCUUUCCAUUUUGUGGGAGUGACGUGCUGCAAGGAAAGUCUGAGAUGGAACACAAGUAAUGACAUCUUACAAGUCAAGAAGUCGACAAAUAAAAUUGUUUAUUCAUGUCACUGCACUUUGGGCAAUAGAUGUAACAUCUGUUUCUGGGAUUGCUUAACAAACCAAAUCACCAAGUGAAACGACAAGUUCGUCAUCACUACUGACGAAGCUUAUCGGUGUGAUAAACAGACGACCGGAAGUUUGUAACCGGAAGUUAGAAGAGAUCGUGUUCUUAUUAGUUAAAAAUAUGAAAUAUCAAACGAGAGAUUGAAAAGAAUCGUUGCACAUUCAUUCUGCAGAGAAAGAAGAAAAUACGUGAAUGUACUGAGAGAAAGUAAUAUUUUGUCACAUAGGAAGGUAGCAAAAUAAGAUUGUGGUUAAAAAUAAUAAAUAAUUGACACUGCAAAAAAGCCAACCAGUCCAGAUCUAGUAAGGGACUAAGGGUUCAGUGGAAUCAUUUGACAAAAGCAAAUGACGAGUUUUUCUGGUACGAAUAUUGUACUCGCAUUAUUUUGCCACGUAGACGAAGCAGGUCUUUGGAAGAUAAGCUGUUUAUCUCGCCCUGAAAACUGUGACUGUUACGUGGAUAAAAUAUUUAUUAUGGUAAAGAAAAGUUGUUUGUAUGUAAGACAUUUCAGUAAUCUACGCAUUAAUGACUUAUAAAUUAAAAGAUAUAUUGAUAAAUUAAAAGAUAUAUUGUAAUGUUGAAGUUAA
Xenia sp. Carnegie-2017 is the source of this 1805-nucleotide messenger RNA. RefSeq lists its product as uncharacterized. Bases 297 to 1229 code for a protein of 310 amino acids. NCBI's taxonomy places the organism in Eukaryota, Metazoa, Cnidaria, Anthozoa, Malacalcyonacea, Xeniidae. The transcript is spliced from 7 exons. The record is from RefSeq and is a predicted model, not a curated record.